AUGGUCAUAGGAGAACUGGGUGGGGAUGCAGAUAUGACCAGAGUCUCAGGUGUUUAUUACGCUCAAGCCUUCAUCAUAUUCGCCGUUUGUCCCAAGCGGCGGACAUUCGUCGAUUUUAAAAUGUGGCUCAUUCUUGGUCCUCACCCACAAUAUCCAAUGUCAACACCCCCAUCUCGUAACCAGCAAUGGGCCCAAACCCACAUCCCCUUCCCCGAAUACUGGGACUUUUGCGCUCUCAAUGAAGCCGAGCUUCCCGGAAACCAAUGGAAGACACCACACCAGCUCAACAUAUACCUCGCAUUGAACUCGCCGGUACAAUUAGAACGUUUUGGCGAGCGCACCACCUUUUGUCGCCGGUACAAGGAGCAUUGCGUCAGCCACCUCAAGAAGUACCCGUUGGCUGAGCCACUUCGAACCCAACUGCGUCUCCGUUUCAACGAGUUUCGGGGGAUGCCGAUAGUCCCAGUAACACCAACGCCGAUUCGCACUGCAAAAACUCUCUCUUCGUCUCCGGCAUCCAAUAAGCAGCUUCCCGAGGAGCUAGCUGACCGCUACGACAGCGAUGAUUACGACCUUGCAGAUGGACAUUGCCGCAAACUUGAUGUUAUUCUCUUCAGCAAGCCCAACCAGUUGCCCUUGCAGCAUAUCUUCAAUAUCCGUUCUAUCACCUGUGUCGACAUCACAACACUCCCGCUUAUUGAGCGUCUGUGUGGCGAAGAUCGAAAGCAAGGAAAGAGUGGCCGAAUGCUCAGAUUUUGUGGGAAAACAAACAACUGGGCUGUUCUUCGUGGUGCCGAAAACCUAUUCGAGGAUGGUUCAUUCCUCAUUCUACGUCGGUCGUGGAUUAUGGAGUCGGAAUGCCUUGGGUUGGAGAACUGGCUCGUUGCCGCUCUAUCGUCAAUUGCAAAUGGUUUACAAGAUUUGGACUCCGAGAAUGAUUCGGAUGUGGAGAUUAUCGAGACUGUGUUAUCAAGCAAGAUGACAAAGAAGCGCAAGCGUCGAUUGGGUAGCGGGAAACCUGAAAAGCGAGCUCGUCAUGCAGACCAGGAGAUCAUUGAGAUUUCAGACUAG
Molecule: messenger RNA, 1071 nt
Organism: Mycena indigotica
Lineage: Eukaryota; Fungi; Basidiomycota; Agaricomycetes; Agaricales; Mycenaceae
Exons: 7
Coding region: 1-1071 (356 amino acids)
Source: RefSeq, a predicted model, not a curated record